This is a messenger RNA of Megalops cyprinoides (Indo-Pacific tarpon), 1475 nucleotides long. It is a transcript of the gene erfl1, whose product is annotated as Ets2 repressor factor like 1. The transcript has 5 exons. NCBI's taxonomy places the organism in Eukaryota, Metazoa, Chordata, Actinopteri, Elopiformes, Megalopidae. Gene Ontology annotation, biological process: regulation of transcription by RNA polymerase II; cell differentiation. Bases 3 to 1430 code for a protein of 475 amino acids. Gene Ontology annotation, cellular component: nucleus. The record is from RefSeq and is a predicted model, not a curated record. Gene Ontology annotation, molecular function: DNA-binding transcription factor activity, RNA polymerase II-specific; sequence-specific DNA binding.
GUAUGGACUGUAACUGUGUCAGUGACCUGCUGCUCACUCCCCCUGUCCCAGCUCUCUGGACACCAGGCAUUGCCUUCCCGGACUGGGCCUACAAGCCGGAGUCGAGCCCGGGGUCCCGGCAGAUCCAGCUGUGGCACUUCAUCCUGGAGCUGCUGCAGAAAGAGGAGUACCAGGGGGUGAUCGCCUGGCAGGGGGACUACGGCGAAUUCGUGAUCAAAGAUCCAGACGAGGUGGCGCGGCUGUGGGGCAUCCGAAAAUGCAAGCCUCACAUGAACUACGACAAGCUGAGCCGGGCGUUGAGGUACUACUACAACAAACGCAUUUUGCACAAAACCAAAGGCAAGCGCUUCACCUACAAGUUCAACUUCAGCAAGGUGGUUCUGGUCAACUACCCGCUCCUGGACAUGGCCAGCUCUCCCUUCCUGCUGGCCCAGAACCACUUCAACGGAGGGUCAGCGGCCCCCGACUGCACACCUGAGGCUCUACAGUCCCUGUUCCCGCGUUUGCCGGAGUCAGGGAGGGGGGGCUCUCUGUUUGAGAGAGCCGGAGGUCCCCCCGGGCCAGACGGGGACAAACUGAGACUGGACACGUUCCCUUUCCUCAGCUCAGGAGCCCCUUGCUACUCUAAGCCCCCUUCCCUGCUGGGUCCUUACCCCCGUAACCCACCCUUCGACUAUCCCUGGGGCUUCAACCCCUACCUCCCAGGGGCGUUCUCCCUUAACAACUGCCCCAAACUGCCCCCCGGCUCCCUCUACCCCUCCCAUUUCUACCCCAACCCGCUGCAGAGCAGCCUGUCCCAGUUGCCCCACCCCUUCUCUUCCCUGCUGCCGCCGGGGGAGACGGGGGAGAGGGGAGGGGGGCAGACGGGCGGGACGAACGGCACAGCGGGCGGGCAGCCUGCGAGACUGUGCUUGCCCCCUUACCCGGGCACCCUGUCGCUCAGCCGGACUGAGAUAGGGAACGGGGGCGCGGGGGAGAGGGAGAGGGGAGAGGCCAACACCCAAGGCAGCGGGCUGGGGUUAGGGUUAGGGCUGGGGCUAGGGCUGGGGAUAGGGGGUGUCGGUCUGGGAAGCGCCGGGGGCAGACAGAGCCCCUCAGAGAGGCGGGGGGGAGUGAAGCAGGACCCCGAAUCCGACUCGGAGCUGGAAAUCACGGAUCUGAGCGACUGCAGCUCGGAGAACGAGAACGAGCCUGACUUUGCCAUCUCCAAGGAGGGGAGGCUAACAGGCCGGGCGCACAUUCUUGAAGCCAAAACGGCAGUCCCCCUACCACCCCUCUCCUCCCUUCCCCCUCCGGGAUCUCCCCACCCCCUCAAAAGCCUGCUGCCAGGCACCCCUCCACCUCCAUCUCUCCCUCCUUCUCUCUCUCCAUCCCUCUCUCUGGUAGACCGACACAGGGAAACAGAAGCACUCAAACUGACUCACAGCUAAUAAAUUCUAGUUCUUGUUCAAUACAUCUAUCCUUCCUACUCCCUC